AUGGACCGAUGCAGAGGGAACUUGCCCUCGUUCCAUAGCAACGUUGCUAAUGCGGACAUUAUCGAGCGAGACAGACUCUUCGAGAGAUGCCGUUCAGCCCGACCCGUCUCGGACGUGUCGUAUGCCUCGUCAAAGGGAUUGGUCCCUUUGUCUUCGACUGAUGACAUCGAUGGACAGCCGCCUUCUUGCCGAGCUCUGACUGAGCCUCUCUAUACGGACUUUUUCCUUCGUGUAAUCAGUAUCGUGAGCUCGUUGACAAAUCCAAAACUGACAAGCUUCAGAAGGCUAGCACAGUCCGACAUGGAGUUCAAAGUCAGGAUGUACAGCCACUCGGUUUGUUCCUUUGUUUGCUGCGAGUCUACGCAUGAAGUCGUCAUACACGAUGUCGAUUGGCGGGUUGCGGUCGACACCAACCAGAACAAUGACAGCAAGCCGAUCGUGCAUUAA
Messenger RNA from Pseudozyma hubeiensis SY62, 447 nucleotides. RefSeq lists its product as hypothetical. The coding region runs from base 1 to 447 and encodes 148 amino acids. The transcript has a single exon. NCBI's taxonomy places the organism in Eukaryota, Fungi, Basidiomycota, Ustilaginomycetes, Ustilaginales, Ustilaginaceae. The record is from RefSeq and is a predicted model, not a curated record.